GAUGAGUCUUUAACAUGGAGAGAAACAUUUGAUAGGCUGAAUUUGUUGUGUUUUUGUGUAUGUGUGUUUUCUGUGCGAUUCCUCUUCUGUAAUUCGGUCUGUUUAAGUCAAGAUCUGGUCUGGUCUGACAGCUGCUCACCUGGGUCCCUAACCCUCGUUGCCAGGGAUACCUCUCCAUGGAGACAUAGUCCCAAGGGCAGAGGAGGGUUUUGGAGAGCGCAGACCCUCACCUUGAUGGAGCAGCAAGUCAGAGGAGAGGAUGACGAGGUGGUGGUAACAGGGAGAUAAGAGUGAGGGUCACCUUUGGAAGAACCAGUGGACUGGAAACCAACACACCAAGGACUUGGAUGAAGAGAAAGCUCACUUGUCAGGAUGGGCUAUGAUCUUGAGAGGUUUUUGGGUUAUGUGAAUGAGGGCCUGCUGUGCUGUGUGUGUCGAGAUGUGCUGGAGCGCCCCCUCCAGGCGCCUUGUGAGCAUGCUUAUUGCAGCACAUGCAUCAGCAACUGGCUGGUCCAUCACCACUCCUGUCCAGAGGACAGACUCCCACUGGAUGUGUGUAAUCUCAAACCCUUGUACAGGUACAUGCGUAAUGACCUGAACCGCCUUCAGAUCCGGUGUGUGAAUGCAGCUCGGGGAUGUGAUGUGGUCUGUUCCCUGGAGAGCCUGCACACACAUGAGGAAGAGUGUGAGUUUGCCUUCAUGUCCUGCUCUAACAUAGGUUGUCCUGUACAGGUGGAGAGGCGGGGUUUGGAGGCCCACAUGUCAGAAUGUAAUUUCCGCAGCAGAGUGUGUCCCAAUGGCUGCGGCCACACUCUCCUCUCCGCUGAUCAGUCUCAACAUAACUGUGUGGCAGAGCUACGCACUGAAGUGGAGAUUCUCAGGGCUGAGAUGCUGUGCAAGUUAGAGGAGGUGAGACGAGAGAUGGAGUCGCGGUUGGACUCACAGAGGAGACACAUGGUGCAGAAAGAGUCGCAGCUGAAGAGCGAGGUGGAGGAGCUCAAGGGCCAGCUGUCACGUGUGAUGUGUGACAUGCGAGCUCUGUUGGGAGCAGAGCGUCUGAGGAGACAGGAGUUGGCGGAAGCAGAGCUGGAAAAGAGAGAACUGUUGGAGCUCCUCAGAGACCUGCAGCCGCACAAGAGUCAGCAUCCUGUUGACCAAACAGCCAGAGACCAGCAUCAAGGAGCAUCGACAUCCCAGCGGGAGCAACACACCAAGCCAACAAGACCCCAACAGAGGGAGGCGUCCUUACAUACUUUGAGUCUGUCUCUACAUUCAGCUCAGGCAAUAAAUGAAUCAGGUCCACCUCCAUCACCGCAGCUGGGCGAGGGGGGACGCAAAGGUGGUACCCGGAGUUUGACACUGGACUGCAUCAAGAGGAAGAGCCGGGAGGUGACGGUCAUCUGAGCAAAGUGGACUGUUUAGAUAUUAGCCAGUUUAGAAAAUAACAGAUAUCUGUUU
Messenger RNA from Solea solea (common sole), 1458 nucleotides. RefSeq names its product ring finger protein 41, like (gene rnf41l). The record is from RefSeq and is a predicted model, not a curated record. Gene Ontology annotation, molecular function: zinc ion binding. The transcript has 6 exons. Lineage: Eukaryota; Metazoa; Chordata; Actinopteri; Pleuronectiformes; Soleidae. Bases 373 to 1404 code for a protein of 343 amino acids.